Messenger RNA from Heterocephalus glaber (naked mole-rat), 713 nucleotides. RefSeq names its product acyl-coenzyme A thioesterase 6-like. The record is from RefSeq and is a predicted model, not a curated record. Gene Ontology annotation, molecular function: fatty acyl-CoA hydrolase activity. Gene Ontology annotation, biological process: fatty acid metabolic process; acyl-CoA metabolic process. NCBI's taxonomy places the organism in Eukaryota, Metazoa, Chordata, Mammalia, Rodentia, Bathyergidae.
GGGGGGGGGGGCGGAUGACCCUGCUGGCGGCGGCCGUCAGCCUCCGAGGCCACCUCUUCCGCUCGCUCGCCCACUACGAAGCGGACGGCCGCGGGGCACAGGACCUGGCCCGCGACCCGGCUCUGGGCGGCGACUUCACGGGCGUGAGGUCCAUGGAACUCCUGUGGAGCCUCACGCCGGCUGGCCCGGAGGAAUCCUGCCUCAGACAGAUGCCGAGGGGCGUCAUGAGAAGCCCCCUCAAAGUGGAGGUGACGGUCCACUCCACGCCGCGGCAGCCCCGGGAGCCGCUGGGCCGGCGCUGGACUCUGCGCAGGUUCUCCACGCCCGAACGCCACCCCACCCGCCUAAAGGCCGUCCACCUGCGGGCCGUCUUCCUGCUGCCGCCAGGAGAUGGUCCUUUUCCCAGUCUGAUAUGUUUGGUUUUGGAGGAUUAAAUGAGUCUUGAGCAAGUCUCCUUGUUUGUCAAGGUUUUGCUACUCUGGUUUUGCCAUUUUUUGGCUAUGAAGAUCUACCUCCAGUCAUGAAGGACUUAAAUUCAGAUUACUUUGAAGAUGCAGCUAAAUUUGUGCAAAGUUACCCAAAGGUGAGUGGGAUGGAAGAGAGAAAUAUAUUUAAGAUGAUCUCAUUAAAGCCAGAAGAGAAUAAAGUAAUACUAAUGUGUUGGAAAAUAAAUACCUGUUGUCUUAAUAAAUAAAAAAGAGCUAUCUGAUAAA